This is a messenger RNA of Rotaria sp. Silwood1, 984 nucleotides long. The record is from the annotation of a GenBank genome assembly. Lineage: Eukaryota; Metazoa; Rotifera; Eurotatoria; Philodinida; Philodinidae.
AUGCCAAAUAGUCCACAGUUUUCUCAACCCAAUGGCAAUAUUCAAGAUCACUAUUACUAUCAAGCUAUUCGAGUUACUGUAGCCACAAGUGGAAAUUACUCUUUCGAAAGUAUAUCUCAUAUCACCACUAUGGGCUAUUUAUACGACACAUCUUUUGAUCCGUCCAAUCCAUUGGCAAAUAUCAUCGUUUCCAGUGAUAAUGAUGGUGCACAAGUAUUUCAUAUCAGUUCUCUCCUUUCAUCCGCGCGCACAUAUAUUUUGGUUGUAACCACUUCUCAAGCAUCUGUUAUGGGUGAUUUUUGGAUAUUAGUCCAUGGCCCAGCUUUGGUCGGUCUUGCAUCAAUUUCACCAUCAGUUGGUCAACGUCCAUGGUCAGAAUGGAAACGCACUGAUACAUCUUGCAUACAACAUACUGGGCAUGAUGUCGAACAAUGUGUAUAUCCAGCAUUUGUCUCUUUACCUGCUGAUCUAGCUAACAGAAGAACACCACAUGGACCUCAACAAGAUCAUAAAUUAAUUGUUGACUCGACUUUUAUUGCAAUUCAUGAACCGCAUGAUUCAGAACAACGUAAAGAAUAUUAUCAUGCAAAAAGUCCAACAAAUUAUGCAAUAAAAGUGAAAGUAGCUGGUGAUUUUCGUCAUCGAAUAGUACAUGUUUCUGAAUGUUACCAUGGAAGUAUACAUGAUAUUACAGUUCUUCGGGAAUCAGGGCUGUUAGAACAUGUUGAAGAAUCUGUACAAAUUAUUGGUGACAAGGCGUAUAUCGGUGAAGAAUAUGUAGUCACUCUAAGAAAGAAACUUCGUGGGCGUGAAUUAACACAAGAAGAUAAAGAUUUCAAUCGUGAUAUUAAUAGUGCGAGAGCAGCGAUUGAAAAUAUUAAUCAACGUCUCAAGGCUUAUGCUAUUCUUGGUAGUGUUUACAGAGGACGUCUCGAUGAUUUUCAUAAAGUAACUAAAAUCAUACAAGUAGUUGCUGCUUUAUGA